AGAUUACAACAGAAUGGCAAAGGACAGCAUUUCCAGUUAAUGUAGAUAAACAUAAUUGACUCAGUAAACCAUACUCUUUUUCUAUUUCUAUGUGGUCUAUUGUUUUGUGAAAUUAGAUAUUAUAAACAAGGGUGAGGUAAACAUAGAACACACAAUCAUUAAUUAAUGCAAAUAUACAUGGUACGAAUAAAAAUAAUAAUAAAUAAAUAAAUGUUUAGAGUUGCUGGAAUAUGUUUAUUGUUGAGCUCUGAAUCUGGCGCUUUCCCACCGCUCACACGUCAUCAUUGCGCGCCUCAACGAGUAACACUAAGCGGCGUUUCUUUCCCAUUGAAUGGGCAAGUAGGGAAAAAAACAGAGCGUAGAAUAGUCAAACUAACCUCUCACCAGUCCUUUACAUGAUACCAAUAAAAGACAAUAUUUUGAAAUGAUUGAUACCAUCGAAAAAGAAGACAAUCUAAUCAGCGAGGAGGAGGCUGCACAGUAUGAUCGUCAGAUUCGUCUCUGGGGUCUCGAUGCUCAAAAGAGACUGAGGGGAUCACGGGUGCUUCUUGUUGGUCUCCGGGGUCUUGGUGCAGAAGUAGCAAAGAACCUUAUUUUGGCUGGGGUCAAAGGACUGACCCUCCUGGACUAUGAGCAGGUCACAGAGGAGUCUAGACGUGCUCAGUUCCUGAUCCCUGUGGAUGCAGAUGGUCAGAACCAGGCCCAGGCCUCUUUGGACAGAGCUCAGUUACUCAACCCAAUGGUGGAAGUGAAGGCAGACACCGAUGCCGUGGAGAGCAAACCGGAUGACUUUUUCUUCCAGUUUGAUGCGGUUUGUCUGACCAGGUGCUCCAAAGACCUCAUGGUGCGAGUGGACCAGCUCUGUGCCUCCAGGAACAUUAAGGUCUUCUGUGGAGACGUGUUUGGGUAUCAUGGAUACAUGUUCUCUGACCUUGGCCAGGAGCAUCACUAUGUAGAGGAAAAGCCCAAAGUGGUCAAAGGGUCUAAUGAGGCCAAUGAUGGUCCAGAGGCAAAGAAACCAAAGGUUGACCCCAGUGAGACUACAAUGGCGAAAAAGACCAUCAGUUUCUGUUCUCUCAAAGCAGCACUAGAGGUGGACUGGUCUAAUGAGAAGGCCAAAAACAAUCUAAAGCGCAUUCCCGUAGACUACUUCCUUCUGCAAGUGCUUCUGAAGUUUCGUACAGAUAAAGGUCGUGAUCCUCAGCCAGACAGCUUUGCUGAAGACUCUCAGCUGCUCUUGCAAAUCCGUGAUGAUGUUCUUGAGACCAUGGGCUUGAGCUCCGAACUUCUUCCCAAUACCUUUGUCAGUUACUGUUUCUCUGAGAUGGCUCCAGUGUGCGCUGUAGUCGGAGGAGUUCUUGGACAAGAGUUAGUCAAGGCUCUGUCUCAGAGAGAUGCUCCACACAGGAAUUUCUUCUUCUUCGAUGGCCUGAAGGGCAGCGGGGUGGUCGACUACUUCGGAUCCAAAUAAGUGGCCCCUGGAGAACAUGGAGAGAUGUGUGGCGAUGCAUGUGUGCUCUCGAAACACCACGGAGUUCAUCUUCUGCCAGUGGCCGCAGGCAUCGAAAUCUGUCUUUUGGACUGUACCUUUGCGUAGCAGCAUGCCACACAUCAACUGAUGCCAAGAGCAACGAGAACAUUUUGUCCACACACUCUUAAAUAUUCAUGUGCACACGUUUUCCACCAAGGUUAUGUGAUUUCUACGUUUUGUAUUGGAACAAUAAAAGCCCAGUAGAAGAUUAA
Molecule: messenger RNA, 1743 nt
Organism: Carassius gibelio (silver crucian carp)
Lineage: Eukaryota; Metazoa; Chordata; Actinopteri; Cypriniformes; Cyprinidae
Product: SUMO-activating enzyme subunit 1-like
Exons: 9
Coding region: 425-1471 (348 amino acids)
Biological process (GO): protein sumoylation
Cellular component (GO): cytoplasm; SUMO activating enzyme complex
Molecular function (GO): SUMO activating enzyme activity
Source: RefSeq, a predicted model, not a curated record